CAUACCGGUAGAAGAGAACAAUAUGCCUAAAGACACUUUUGCACUCGGUGUCAUCCUUUUGAUUCUUCUCUUCAAUGUAUCUGCAGGCCAAACUAUAGUUGUCGAAAAUGAUAAUGCUGUUACUGCAAGGUUGGCAAAGGGGCAUAGCAGAAAGAUUCUUACAGAGGUUCAGGAUUAUGAUUACGGAGGGGCAAACUCUAGGCAUGAUCCACGCAGAAGGCCUGGGAUUGGGGGCAGGAAUGGCUAGACCACUAAGCUCCUUAUUAU
Sorghum bicolor (sorghum) is the source of this 267-nucleotide messenger RNA. RefSeq lists its product as uncharacterized. The record is from RefSeq and is a predicted model, not a curated record. Bases 23 to 247 code for a protein of 74 amino acids. The transcript has 3 exons. Lineage: Eukaryota; Viridiplantae; Streptophyta; Magnoliopsida; Poales; Poaceae.